Molecule: messenger RNA, 2197 nt
Organism: Tyto alba (common barn owl)
Lineage: Eukaryota; Metazoa; Chordata; Aves; Strigiformes; Tytonidae
Gene: SMIM5
Product: small integral membrane protein 5
Exons: 4
Coding region: 826-1074 (82 amino acids)
Source: RefSeq, a predicted model, not a curated record
CAGCUGUCCCCAGAACACAAGAAGCAAAAACCACGGCACCAAGCGAGCAAAAUGACUUGGCCAAGGGCACAGAGCAAAUUCGCCACCGCAGCAUCGUCCCUGCUCCCGUCAGUGGCAGACCAUGCGGCACUGUCCUUGCGAUUUCCUGCUCUGCCCCUUCGAAGAACACGAGAAAAACUCCUUCCCCCGAGAGUCGGAAGGAAACUGGGGAGCAUAAAGAAAAGUUAAUUGCUUUAACACACCCCCAAACUAUCGCAAAGAGAGAAUCAAUUCACGUGUCGCUCCAGAAAAAAAAGCUGUAAUUCAAGGAAAAAAAAAAAAGUAAAAGCCCUUGCUAGGAGGAGAUGCACCGAGGAAGGCAGCAACAAGUGCUGGCAGCGGGGCGCUGCGGGGAGCUGGCAGCGGUGCCUCCUCACCGCCCGCCCUCUCUGGCACACAUGUAACACGAAACUUCCAAUCUCCGGGACAACCAAUAACAAAAAAAAAAAAAAAAAAAAAAAAAAAAGGCAGAGACAACAGCUGGCUGUCAGCAGCAGAGCAGAUUGGAGCCGAGCGAGGAGCGAGACACAAGCCAGGAUGAGGGGAGAGAUGACGUGAAAGUUUAAGACGACAGAAAGAACAAGAGGAGCAGCAGAGUUCGUGGCGCGGCUGGGGCAGAAAUCCCAAAGCAGCAAGAGCUGUUCAGUCCAGUGUGCAGUCAGAAGUGAAGUCGAACGGAAAAACAUUUGCUUCCUCACCGGUAGGUUGACGACUGCACCACCACCAUCAAACUUUGAUCCUGAAGAAGUUCAAACCAAGCAUAAAGCCUGGAGAGGCUGAGCCAGAAUGUCAUCGGAAGGCUUUCUGAAGGAAAUGCAAACCAUUGGUGAGAAGUUUCUCCUUAAGCUCCAGAAACUGCCCAAGGCUGACCCGGUGGAGAUUGUGUCCUUUUGUGUGGUGGUUCUGUUUAUCGUUACUGUUCUGCUGCUCAUGAUCAUUGCCUGCAGUUGCUGCUGCUAUAGCUGCUGUAGCCGUGACAGACAUCCUGACCGCAGACGUAGGAAGAUCCAAGUCCGCCCAGCUGCCCAUUCAUGAAGUACAACAAGAGGUGACACAACCUACUAUGAAGGACAUGCAUGGACAUCGUGAUUCAGUCCUAUGGGAAUGACUGUCUACACUAGCUCACUGAAAAUGGCAAUAACAGUAUUAAUUAAUAUGACUCAGAGGACCAGAAAUCACAGCAUGGAAUUCCUUCUUUCUGUGACAGCUACUACUAGGCUCCGUGGUGCGACCACAAAGGUAACGCUACUUUACCAUCACUGUCCCCCUCUUCUGGGGUGGGGUGGGGGUGCAUGGACACAUGCUGCUGAGAAAAGAGACAUGCUCUCCCAAUGACAGCCCUUCAGCUGGGCUAGCCAAGGAUUCCCUUUGUGAGCACGGAGCCACAGACCAAAGCAGAGAACACGUACACUGCCACAUGCUAGGCAGCACCUACUCUCUUCACAAGUGGCUAAUCCAGAAGGAUGGUGCUGGGCAGUAGCAAAACCCACGACAUCACUAGGAGGUCCACACACUCAGCACAUCUUGGAUCAAGCCCAAACCUGCUCUCUCAAAAGCUGCCUACAACAGACAUGUUAGCUGAGGUGUCUGCUGAAAACAACAAAUUGUGGACCUUGUGAUCGAGACACGCCAGCUGAGGCUCUGAGUGCAGCUGGUAACAAUUGCUUCCUGCUUUAUUUCCUCAGUGUUACAAUAAUGUGAAAUUGCCAAAGAGAAAAAUCAGAUGAUGUGCAAUACCCUUUGUAAACAGAAAGGGAAAAACUCACCAAUGCUAUGGCUUAAUUUGAUUAUUCUGCUGCUAAAUGUGCUCCCUCCCCACCCCCUGUGUGGUUCUGUUUUUCUGCUUAUUACAGGUGAAUAGUUCUUACAGAGCAUGGGAGUCACAGGAGAUGAACAAAUCCCUAUCCUUACUUGAGGGACUUGUAUGCCUGACUCCCUGCACUAUGUGCAGUUUAUUUUAGUGGACAUAAAUAUUAUGCCUAAGGUAUGUUUCUUAGCAUACACACAGGCAUUUCAGAUGAGUGACAUACAGUAUGGUAACUGCCACUUCAGGGUAUACAAGCAGUAGCUGACAAUGGGCACCGUGACAAAGCAGAGACAGGAAUGAGCUGUAUGGCUGAAGUUAACAAGUGCAAAUAAAUCCCUUUUCCAUGCUGCA